Messenger RNA from Notodromas monacha, 792 nucleotides. NCBI's taxonomy places the organism in Eukaryota, Metazoa, Arthropoda, Ostracoda, Podocopida, Cyprididae. The record is from the annotation of a GenBank genome assembly.
AUGCCUCGAUUCCCGAUGCAAUUCGCCAAGAAGACAUGGCUCACAGUGGUGCCAUUUUGCAAGCUCCUCGUGUUCUUGGCUGUGGCGAACGAAAUCAAUUUCUUGAUUUUGGACGGCGGUUUGGAUACCUGUGAUUGGCUCUUGCGUUCCGGAUAUUUACGUUCAUCGCUUAGUGAUGGUGGUGGAAGUGGGUUCCAAUGGACCUCUUCUCGUUGUUCCACGAAGGUUUACAGUGCAGAUGAGCAUGAACGCGGCUCUAAUCUCACUCAACUUCCGGAUGAUCACAUCAAAUUCGACUCGUCUUCCAUCGACUCCCUGUUUCUCUGGAAGCCGUUCAUGGAUGAUUCGAAGCCGUUUGCCAAACCCAUCUCCGGUCUCGGAUCCUGGGAACCAGACGUGCUUGUCAUGGGAGGAGGGAUGUGGAGCUUCUUGAGCAGUGAAGGCAAAGAGAGAAACUAUCAAGAUUUCUUAGAAAACUUGGGGAACUUUGCAGAAUAUACCCUCAAAAACUUGUACAAAACCAAAGUGAUUUGGAAGACCAGUCCUUUCUACCCCAGAAGUGCCAAGUUUGUGCAUGUACCGAAAAACAUGGAUUAUGAACUGCUGAACCAAGGCUUGGAGGGUUACAAUCAAGGAGCAAUCACCGCAAUUACUGAUGUACCUGGUCAAAUGAUAAAAUUCUGGACAUCAGAUAUUUAUUUGAUCAAAAGCAUGGUUGCCAAUCACCGCUAUGUGUUCCACAACUGGAAGCAUUUCAGCAAUGAGACUUUGCACCAUGAAUUGCAGGUAUAA